Alexandromys fortis (reed vole) is the source of this 1289-nucleotide messenger RNA. RefSeq lists its product as uncharacterized. Lineage: Eukaryota; Metazoa; Chordata; Mammalia; Rodentia; Cricetidae. Bases 477 to 1289 code for a protein of 270 amino acids. The record is from RefSeq and is a predicted model, not a curated record. The transcript has 2 exons.
CCUUAGGCCCUCACACUCAACAUAUGCACACACAAAGGACUUUUGAAGCCAACAACUAAACUUUAUGCCUUCAGUUGUCAGGAAAGGAAAACCAAAUCUAGAUCUAGGAGAAGUAAAUUCAGACUGAGCAGAAAUAAGAUGGGAUAUGAAAGAGAAAAUGAGCAAAGUCCACAAAACAAACGUUUAGUCAUACUGACUAAUAAGAGAAGACUCGAAUAACCAAGACCAGAAAUGAAAUAAACAAUUUAAACAGACAGAACUACUAAGGAAAUUGAACCAGUGAUUUAAAAAUCAAAACAGUCAGUGAGAAGACUCAGCGGUAAAGACCAGAAACCCAGGUCUCCCUUGGCUACAUAGUUUAAGGACAGCCUGGGCUAAUGAGACCCUGUCUCAAUCAAUCAAGAAAGAAAGGGAUCCAGCUUAACUGAAGGACACUCUCUCCAGAGGUUGUGUGGAGUCCUCUUGGGGCUGUGCCCAUGAGGCCCGUACUUCAGCAGCUUGAUGUCCUCAAGUCAGCAGAGACGUCCUUCAGAUGCUCUAGAACCAGGCAAACAUCAGCAGCACCUUCACAGCCUGGAUCCCCCAGUAUUCAAUUCCAGCAUGACCUACGUUUUCUCUCCCCCUGUGCAGGCUCUGGCAUAUUCUCUGCUCCCACAGCCUCAGGUGCUGACCUUCAGCUCUUCCUUUGGCGGAGUAUAAUACUGUGUCUUCCACGUUGGCAAGGAGCCCUUGGCAGACACUUGCUUUGUGUUGGAGCAUCUCUGUGGGUGGUUGAGUGCUUGGUGCCUACACACUGUCCCAUGUUUGAGAUUUUGCCCAAGUCAACACAUGGCCACCAAAGACGUCAAGCUCUUUGCCUUCUACCCCAAUCCCAGUUCCUGGGCGAGGUCAAGGUUCUUGGCUGGAAGGCGACCACCAGUGCAGAAUGCCAGGAACCCAAGAGGAAAAGCAGCACUUGCUGCCAAAAGCGGAAAGGGACCGGCCCCAAGCCAACGGCUCUGGGGCUGAGGGACUCCCAGCUUUCACAGCUUCACUGGAUGGUGGCCAGUGAAGGCACACACCUCCGGGAAGAAGAUCCUCGCCAGCACACACACUCACACAAGAUGCUGCCUCAUUCACCCCACAGAAACUGUUUCCAAAGCCUGAGCCUUGGGAUGGCCCUGACCAUGAGGAUGCAAGGCUGCCUGGCACAGGCUUCCCUGCCACCCUGGGGUCUCAGAAGAUAUGAACUUCCUGGACGGGAUCCAUGGCUCCUCAUGGCUUGCUCAGCUUGCAAGAAGAGGCCCUGA